AUCUUUUAUUUCACCUCAUGAAACAUGGGACCAACACUUUACAUGUUACAUUUAUAUUUUUGUUCAGUGUAUUUCCAUGGUAACCACUGUCCACCCUCACACAUUCCCAUACUGGGGAAUCAGGACAAGCGGGUAACCUGAGCCACAAACUAGCUCAAUCCCCUCCCUGUUCUAUUUCCUUUCACAAUACCUCCUGUGUUACUGACACAAGGAAAUAUGCUCUCAUUCGACAAACACAGCUACCCUCUCACGGCUGCCUUGGCUUAGAUGCAACUUGUGGACUUGUAAUCUUUGUUAGUUUCAAAGAGGACAAAGGGGAUACAAUGGUCUGCUCUGCUCUCACAGCUGCCUUGGAUUAGCUGCAACGUUUAGAUUCAUGGACUUUUAUAGAUAGAGUGGAGAAUUUGACUUGUCCGCAUCUGAACUAUCAGGCCUUUUUCCAAGACCAGUCUCAUUUUGUAGUGUAGGAAAUACAAACUAUGCGAAGUCAACCCCACAUCAGAUCCAACAAGCUAACGACAACGUAACCAUUAGAAUACUUCCAGAACCACCUYUUGGACACUUUCGACUAUUCCGGGGAGGAACAAUGAGCCGACAGAUCCUUGCCUUUGUCCUGGCCUUCAUCGGGUUCAUGGGGACCAUCGUGAUCUGUGCCCUGCCCAUGUGGAAGGUAACAGCCUUUGUCGGAGCCAACAUUGUCACUGCCCAGGUGUUCUGGGAAGGGUUAUGGAUGAACUGUGUGAUCCAGAGCACGGGCCACAUGCAGUGUAAAGCCUAUGACUCCCUCCUGGCCUUACCCCAGAACCUGCAGGCUUCCAGGGCUCUCAUCUGCGUCUCCAUUGGGGUCAGUGUGCUCGCCAUCGGGCUGACUGUAGUUGGGGCACGCUGCACCAACUUCCUCCAUGACGACUGGCUGGCCAAGUCGAAGGUUGGCAUUGCGGCAGGCACGGUGUUCAUGGCAGCGGGGGUGUUGUGUGUUAUCCCUGUCAGCUGGUCCGCUCACACCAUCAUCCAGGGCUUCUACAACCCUCUGGCCACCCAGGAGAGGAGAGGGGAACUGGGGGCGUCCAUCUACGUGGGGUGGGUGUCUGGAGCUCUGCUCAUGAUCGGAGGAGGGAUGCUCUGCAGCACGUACAGGUGCUGAGGAGGGGGAGGAGAGGAGGACAUUAGUUAUGGAUGCCAAAAGAGAGAAGAUAGGAUAUCGAAUGCUGGCCUUAUCCUGGAUGGAUGAGGGGAGGAAGGGAGGAGAGAGAGGGCUUUAAACAUUGUAUGUUUGAGGAAGAGAGAGGAUAACACAUUCUCUCCUCACUCCACUAAAGACAUGCCCAAGUCUGGGAUGAUUUAGUCCACAUUGCUCCCACCUAGAUGAUUUUCUUGUGUGGAGAUGUAUUAGGUGAGGCCUGUAGAUUAACUGUGUAGUGACUAUAUGGUGAAAUUCACAGGACAGAUGCAGUGACUGCAUCCCAAAUGGCACCCUAUACCCAAUAUAGUGCACUACUUUUGAACUGAGCCCUAUGGGCCCUGGUCAAAAGUAGCGCACUAUAUAGGAAAUAGGAUUCCAUUUUGGAUGCAGCCUCCUCCAUCACCCCAGACAGGGGUUUGCAGCAUCAGAUUGGCAGAGUGUUCCAUCAUGGCUGUUUGUGGAGGACAGAUAGAGGAGUAGUUCUGAGUGAUGUUUUAACAUGUUUCUUAAUUGAUUGUAAAAAAUAAAUAAAUAAAAAAGUCAAGCAAUGAGA
This is a messenger RNA of Salvelinus sp. IW2-2015, 1736 nucleotides long. RefSeq names its product claudin-4-like. Gene Ontology annotation, cellular component: bicellular tight junction; plasma membrane. NCBI's taxonomy places the organism in Eukaryota, Metazoa, Chordata, Actinopteri, Salmoniformes, Salmonidae. Gene Ontology annotation, biological process: bicellular tight junction assembly; cell adhesion. The record is from RefSeq and is a predicted model, not a curated record. Gene Ontology annotation, molecular function: structural molecule activity.